Molecule: messenger RNA, 1888 nt
Organism: Beta vulgaris subsp. vulgaris (sugar beet)
Lineage: Eukaryota; Viridiplantae; Streptophyta; Magnoliopsida; Caryophyllales; Amaranthaceae
Product: bystin
Exons: 11
Coding region: 145-1488 (447 amino acids)
Biological process (GO): rRNA processing
Cellular component (GO): preribosome, small subunit precursor; nucleolus; cytoplasm
Molecular function (GO): snoRNA binding
Source: RefSeq, a predicted model, not a curated record
UAUGGUACUCAACCCGGAUCGAAACCAAAAUCUUUUUAAACCCUUGCAACUCAUCUCGCCACACCAAUUCUCUCACUUCUCAGUUCUCACAUCAAUCAACUGAAAAUACCCAUUAACGCCGCCGUGUAAGCACAACACACGAAGAUGAGAGAGAAAAUGGGGAAGAAGAGAUCAAGAGAACGCACUCUCAAUCCACACCCUUUUCUCGCCGAACAUCCCACCGCUGUUUCCAAAAACCGCACUAAACCUCCCAAACGCCACCAACAGCAAGAACAGAUGAUUUCCACCAGUUUGAGCGACAAAAUCCUUAAGGAAGCGUUUAAACAGCAGAAGGAAAUUGUUGAUGAAGAAAACGAAGAGCAAAACCCUGCUAUUCUUAAUUUAUCUGCUGUUCAACUUCCACUGCAUGAUGAGGAAGAAGACAUUGAUGAUUUUGCUGGUUUCUCCGAGACACAAAGCCAGUUUAAUGAUUACGAGGAUCAGAUCAAUGAAGAGGAUGAGAACUUGCUGGAGGCUUUUUUAUCGAAGGAUGCAGGUCCACAGCGCACACUUGGGGAUGUUGUUGCUGCUCGUAUCAAAGAACAAGAUGCUACCGUGUCCUCUGAAGUGAGACCAAUGCCCAAAUUGGAUAACAAUGUUAUAGAGCAUUACAAGACGAUGGGGAAGCUUUUAAGUACCUAUACUACAGGAAAGUUACCAAAAGGAUUUAAACAUAUCCCUGCUAUGGCGUGUUGGGAAGAGAUCCUAUAUUUGACUGAACCUGAAAAAUGGUCCCCAUGUGCGGUAUACCAGGCUACUAGAAUUUUUGCUUCUAACAUGAAUAGGAAGAAGGCGGAAAAGUUUUACAAGUUCGUGCUUCUUCCUCGAGUGAGGGAAGAUAUCAGAAAACAUAAAAGGUUGCAUUUUGAGUUAUAUCAAACUUUGAAGAAAGCUCUGUACAAGCCAGCUGCUUUCAACAAAGGGAUCUUAUUUCCCCUUUUUAAGUCUGGAAAUUGUAAUCUUCGGGAAGCAGUCAUUUUAGGUAGUGUGAUCCAAAAAAUGUCCAUUCCACCAGCUCAUUCAAGUGUUGCAUUGUUGAGGCUAGCUGAGAUGGAUUACUGUGGGACUACCAGCUAUAUAAUCAAGAUAUUCAUUGACAAGAAGUAUGCUUUGCCUUAUCGUGUGCUUGAUGCUUUGGUUGGUCAUUUCAUGAGAUUCCUUGAAGACUCAAGGGUAAUGCCUGUAAUCUGGCAUCAGACUCUUCUUGCUUUUAUUCAAAGAUACAAACAUGAAUUAAGGAAGGAAGACAAAGAAAAUCUUAAUACAUUAAUGCAACAACAAAGACACUAUUUGGUAACACCCGAGAUUUUAAGAGAGCUGAAUAAUAGCCGUAACCGUGGUGAAAAAGAGGAUGAAAAUAUGUUGUGCUCUCCAGUAUCUGUUAUUAAUAAAACGAUUGAGGAGGACAGAUUUGAUAUUCCAGAAGUGCCAAUGGAAGAGGAUGACUAGACAAGCUGGUAAUCUGACCUUGCCCUUCUCGUGCCCUUGUGCGAGCUUGAUCAUCCAAGCACGAUGAUUCUUCUGCUGGCUGGUUAGUGACCUGUGUAUGUAGAGUCACUCAAAUACAAUGUAACUACACCUGAAGGCUCGAUAUGAACCGAUUAUUGGCAUUCGUGGAACAUACUUCUCUAUACUAUGCACGCAUUCUGUCAGAGGGCAUAUGUUAUCAGUUUUGCAGUCAAUACUCCUAAGACGAGGAGCUGAGUUUUGUUUUGCUGUCAUUUCUAUAGUUUUCUUUUUUUGGGUAGUUUUGCUUGUAUUCUCAUUUUCUAUGUAUGAUGGCUGUUUGAACAACAUAUGUGCGAAGGAUACUCAGAGCAAUGCAAGUCUCCUAAGCUUGUUUUCAAUC